Messenger RNA from Blepharisma stoltei, 2976 nucleotides. The record is from the annotation of a GenBank genome assembly. NCBI's taxonomy places the organism in Eukaryota, Ciliophora, Heterotrichea, Heterotrichida, Blepharismidae.
AUGGAGAACAGUAAGAGCGCAAACAAAAACAAACCCCAAGCUAAAAAACAAGGAAAACAGCCAGCAGCUAAAGGAAAGAAGAUGUCAGCCAUCGCAAAAAUGGCCCUACAAGCUAGAAUGGACGCUGAAGAAGAGGAAGCACUAAGACUAUUCUUUUUUCCUAUUAUUUCCCAUAUUUCCCACUCCUUAUCAUAAUUUUUCAACAAAAUACAGCCCCCUUCUCUUAUUUAUUUCAAAAAAAUCCUUAAAAUAGCAUAAAAGAGGAAGAAGAACUUAAACAAAAAGAGAUUGAAGAAGAAAAGAAGCGGCAAGAAGAAGAAAAAAAGAAAAAAGAAGAAGCCGAAAGAAUCAAAAAAGAACGACUGGAAUGGAAAAAAGAGCAAAAAAGACUAGGCCUCUGGAAAACCCCACAGCAGCUCGAAAAAGAAAGAAGGGACCGAGAAGCCUCAAAAGCUUUCAUUGAGCAAGGACUCGUCAAGCCUACUGACGAAUCUCAGCCUCGUGGCUUGCCAAGUGGCAAAAGAGCCAAAAAGGAAAGCGUUGAAGAGAAAAAAGAAAUCGAAGAAGCCCCAGUAGAAGAACAAAAAGAAGUUGAAGAAGAAAAAGAAGACGAUAUUAUGGAUGACUGGGAAAAUAUUCUGGUUAUAAUUAAAUAAAAAAUUUAUAUAAAUAUUAAUAGAAAUAUAGAAAAAUUAUAGAAAAUUGGCAUAUGCUAGAAGAAAAUGAUAUUAAUUUGAAACAAGACACGACCAAGCUGAAGCCAAAUCAGCUUUUGCAUGAAGACGAGCUUGAAAAAGUUGAAGAAAAAGCUAAACCACCCCCACCUCCUCCAAAGGUGAAAAAAGAAAAAAAGCCAGCUGCAGACGAGCCUGCACAAGAAUUCAAAGCUCCUGUUUUGUGCAUUUUAGGACAUGUGGAUACAGGCAAAACUAAGCUGCUUGAUAAAAUUCGCCACACAAAUGUCCAAACUGGAGAAGCAGGAGGUAUAACACAACAAAUUGGGGCCACAAAUUUCCCAGAUUAUGCAUUGCGAGAGCUUAUAGCUAAGCUCCCAAAUAUGAAAAUAGACAUCCAAAUCCCUGGACUGCUUAUCCCUUAUUUUUUGCCAAUUCAAAAUUUCUCUAUAAGUUAUUUUCUUAUUUUUAUUAAAUAUAGCCAAGCUUUUCUAUAAAAAAAUUCCUAUUUAUAAUAAUAAGAUUAUAAUAGACACCCCUGGCCAUGAGUCUUUUUCUAACCUUAGAUCAAGAGGUAGCAGCUUAUGUAACAUCGGGAUUUUGGUCGUAGAUAUCAUGCAUGGUCUAGAACCACAGACUUUAGAGUCCUUAGAAAUGCUGAGGAAACGAAAUAUCCCGUUUAUUGUUGCACUAAAUAAAAUUGAUAGGAUGUAUGGGUGGAAACCAAUGCAGGAUGAAGCAUUUUUUACGACUUUUAACCAACAAGAUGAGAAUGCCAGGGAUGAGUUCAUGAGGAGGGCUAGAGAAACAGUGAUUGCUUUUGCAGAAAAAGGGCUGAAUGCAGCUUUAUAUUAUGAAAACCCAGACCCUGAAGAAUAUAUCAGCUUGGUGCCUACAAGUGCGAUUACAGGAGAAGGGAUUCCUGACCUUUUAGGACUUAUUGUGGACAUUACACAGACCAGGCUAAAUAAAUUUAUUAAAUAUAGCCCACAGUUAAGAGCUACAGUGUUAGAAGUAAAGGUCAUUGAAGGGCUAGGAACCACUAUUGAUGUAAUUUUAGCAAAUGGAGAAAUCAAUGAAGAUGACACUAUUGUAGUCGCAGGAUUUGAAGGGCCUAUCUGCACAAAUAUUAGAGCAUUGCUAACACCUCAGCCUCUUACUCUAUCAUUUUACUUAAAUUUAGCAUUUUUGGCUCAAUUUUACUAUAGGUUAAAAAUAUUAAAUUAGGAAAAUAUUUUUAAAAAAAUCCAAAAUAUAAAUAUCGCCUAUAAAAAGCCUGGAAAUUAGAGAAAUGAGAGUGAAAGGAGAAUACCAGCAUCACAAAUCAAUCAGAGCUACAGCUGGUGUCAAAAUUUCCGCACAAGGCUUAGACCAUGCUAUGUCUGGAUCACAGCUCCUCGUUGCAGAAAGUGAAGACGUGAUCCCUUACCUUAUGGAAGAAGUCCAAAAAGAUGUAGCUCAAAUUUUCAGCUCAAUCAACCAAAAAGGCAAAGGAGUCCACGUCCAAGCUUCCACAGUCGGGUCCUUAGAAGCCCUCCUUGAGUUCUUAAAAGAGUCCAAAAUCCCUGUCAGCAGCAUCAACAUUGGCCCAGUCUUCAAAAAAGACGUAAUGAAAGCCCAAAGCCAAAUCGAAAAAGGCAACAAAAAACAAUACGCAACAGUCCUCGCAUUUGACGUAAAAGUCCAUCAAGAAGCUGUAGAAUACGCUGAAACAAAUGGUGUCAAAAUUUUCACAGCAGACAUUAUCUAUACUAUUUUUUCAGCAUUUUCCACUAUAAAAUUUACCUUAAAAACCAAAAUAAUUCAUUAUAAAACAAUAUACCAUUUGUUUGACCAGUUCACAAAAUACGUUGAAGACGUAAAAAGAGAAGAAAAACUGGCCAGCGGCAAAGGACAAGACGCAGUUUUUCCUUGUGUGUUGAAAAUUGUGGAGGUUUUUAGGACGUCAAGUCCGAUUGUGCUAGGUGUUGACGUAUUAGGAGGAGUUUUGAAAAAAGGGACGCCUUUGUGUGUCCCAGAUAAAAAUAAUUUGAUUAUUGGAAAGGUGGAUUCUAUUGAAUUUGACCAUAAACCAGUAGAGUCCAGACGACAAGGACAAGGAAGUGUCGCGAUCAAGCUGAAAGGAAUGACCUCAGAUCAAGAUUCACUGAUGGUUGGCAGGCAUUUUGAAGAAACCAAUCAGUUAGCAAGCUGGAUUACAAGGAAUUCUAUAGACUCGCUUAAAGAAUAUUUUAUGGACGAAAUGACUAUGGAAGACUGGAAAUUAGUAAAAGUGCUGAAAGAAACCUUUGGAGUCCUAUAG